GUUAAUCAAAGACAGGCUGAGCUUGGAAUCAGGACGACUGGAAUAUCGUGUCUAAAAUUAUGCACGACGCAUAUAUCUAAUUGAGAGGUCGCGAGUUUUGUGGUGUAUGGAUGAAAGGCAUUGAUGCCUUGUCAGAAUACAUUUGGAUUAUAUUUUUGAGCAGGAAUCGAGCUGAAAAUGGUUUAAAAAUGAUGUGAUAAGUUCAAAAGACGAGAAUGGCGAUAUACUGCAAGCAAGUUCGACGAGUCUAAGGGCCGUAGACUAUACUAGCCUAGUGCAUUUGGUUUUAUACCAGUGUGAAUAUCGGCCCGCUCCUUCGCUUAAUACGGGAAGAUGUCGACGAGUUCAAGGAGACCAUCGCUUCCCCCCAUGCCGGACCUCAAUCACCUUACGGAGGAUGAGCGGCUGGUGAUUGAGGGUGUACUCGCCCGCCAGAGGGAAGAAGAAGAAAAGGAACAAGACAUGAUUCGUCAAAUGAAGGAUGAGUUUGAAAAUUACCAACAAUCGGUUCUUAAAUUAAAUGAAGAAACAAUUAAAAAUGUUCCAGAGGACAUCGGUGCUGUCUGUCAAGUAUGUCACAAGACAAAAUUUGCAGACGGGGUCGGACAUAGUUGCCAUUACUGCCAAAUCAAAUCUUGUGCUCGCUGUGGAGGACGAAUGCCUAUCAAAAACGCCAACAUGAAAGGUGAUACGAUUGUUUGGUCAUGCAACCUUUGUCGAAAGAAACAAGAAAUUUUGGCGAAAACAGGGGCUUGGUAUCAUGGGGGGAUGGCUAAACCAGUUGCUCUUGACAUUCUUAGUGAUGGGGCUUCUGGUACAGGAAGCGAGACAACGUCUACAAAAACUGACGUCAGCCCUCCCAACGAAAAGAAACCGAAAAUUUUAGAAAAACAGCAGGAUAGUAGUCAAGGAUCAGAGAAAGAAAAUAUUGAAAAGCAUGAUAAAAGUUUUGUGCGAACGGGGAGUAUGCAAGGAAAAGAACUCAAAAGACAAUUUUCAAUGACAGAUGCAGUGACUAAUAAAUCUACUGAAAAUAAAGACGGUACUUCUAUUAUUGAGAAGGAAAAAUUACGAGAACACGGACAAAUACCCGAAAGGGGACGUGGAAAGGAGCGGGCUCCUGCCAGACAGCGACAUCAUAGUGAAAGUCGUCUUUCGGAAACGGAUAAAAAAUUUCAUGCGCAAGAAUGGCAACACACGGAAGGUGGAAGGGAUCGUCAUGGUGUUCCUAGAUCACGCGAUCAAUCUGCUGAUGUUCUAACGAGUAGUCAACCAAAACAUCCAGAAGAUCGCAAACAUGAGCGCGACCGAGAUCGCGUGAAACAUGAAAUGAGUGAUCAUAGGGAUCCGAGAGAUCCUAAUGAACGUAAGAUGGAUCCCACUCGUGAAGGUCGACACAGGGAAGGUCGAGAUAGGGAUGGUAAAGAAAGAGAUCGUGAAGGUCGAGAUAGAUCAAAUCACGGCAGUACUCAUUCUUCGCAUUCAUCCCAUUCUACACAUAGUUCUCAUCCUCCCCACGGUCCUCAUGACCGUAGAGAGGAGAGACCCGAAGAUCUUGAUAGAAGACGAGAUCGUGAUGCCACGAAAGAUAGGAAGAAAGAGCCAGUACCUGAUAGAUAUAGACAAUCUCCAAUAAAUGGUCGUCGUGAACAUAGCACUUCUCGCGAUCGAACGGCAGAAAUGCAGGAAUUACGCGAUACUACGCAAAAUCGUGAAUCUAGGGAAUAUAUACGGGAUCCGUCUCAUGAUCCUCAUGCAGUAGAAACACAAGGGGAUGAAGUUCGUGUCGAGAGAAGAGGUAGUAACAGACAUCAUCGUGAUCGUGCUGGAAAAGAUCAAAGGCGAUCUCCAAGUCGGGAACGUGGACGAUAUAAGGAAAGUGAUGUGUCAGACUUCAAAGAUUCUCCGAUCCCGAGACAUCGUAUUUUAAUUGAUCAUGCGAGUGAUACGCCAACUGCUUCCGAGGACUCGAGAGAAUUUUACGACAAAAGACAUCUGGACCCGAGUUCGGCCAAGAAUAAUCGUAAAAAAUUGGAAUCAAUGCUUAGAAAUGAUUCACUUAGUUCUGAUCCAUCAGACUGUGUUCGCCCACCUCCCCCGAAACCCCAUAAACAUAGGCGGGGUAAAAAACAGCGUCAACAAUCUCUAAGUAGCUCGGAGGACGAGAUUCGUUCCACACCUGAGUGUUCUAGUUGUGAGGAACUGGAUUUAGAAUCUGAGAGUGUCAGUGAAAAAGGUUUGUAUAAAGGGGACAUAUAUACAGAUGUCCAAUCAGGGCGAUUAAACUCGUCCAAGUCUUCUGAUUCUCGACCCAAAUUACAAUAUGACACUGGGAGAGGUACUAGUUUCGAAGAAUCCUCAUCCUGCAUUUCGGAGCCACAUAAUAUAAAGGAUUCUGGCAUUGACACCGGCUUUUCAAGUAGUUGCUAUUCACUUAACGAAGAACUUCACAAGCACCCAGUUACCUGGCAACCCUCGGCAGACGGACAAAAAUGGAUUGGUCACAUGAUUUUAAAGAAGACGGUACUGGAGGGUGGACGUCAACGCAGUGACUCUAGUGCCAUUUUAGGUACUGCAUUAGGUUUGAAAGUUAUUGGUGGUAAAAUGUCUGAAAGUGGCAAACUUGGUGCUUUUAUUACGAAAGUAAAGAAAGGGAGCAUAGCAGACACAGUUGGCCAUCUUAGACAAGGUGAUGAGGUGGUAGAGUGGAAUGGUCGAUCACUGCAAGGUGCUACUUUUGAAGAGGUGUAUGACAUUAUAUUAGAAUCAAAACAAGAACCACAGGUCGAACUUAUCGUUCAUAGAAGCACUAAAACUGGCGAGGUUCCUCCUGGAAUACAGUCAACUUUCACUGAUCAUGCACGAGACUAUGCUUUAAGAGAUGCGCUUCCAGCCCAGAAUCAGCACAGAAAUCGUCACAGCCUUACUGUGACAACCACUGGUUCAAGAUCAAGGUCAAGAUCUCGACCCCAUUCACCACUUAUUACAGGAAGGUUACAGGUCAAAUUAUGGUAUGAUAGUAGAAGUUUUCAACUUAUCGUUUCUGUGAUAUCGGCUCUAGAGUUGACUUUGACAGAUAAUGGAAAGUUCCGCAAUCCUUACUGUAAACUAUAUUUAUUACCUGAUCGAAGUGAGAAGAGUAAGCGAAGAACCAAGACUAUAGCUAAUACUAUAGAACCAACAUGGAAUCAGACGUUUAUUUACUGCCCAGUUAAAGAAGUAGAUUUACGGGACCGUCUGCUUGAAAUCACUGUCUGGGAUUAUGAUAGAAUUGGUGCUAGUGAAUUCCUGGGAGAGGUGUUGAUAGAUUUGACGUCUGCUAAUUUAAAUGAUGAACCUUACUGGUAUCAACUAAGUCACCAUGAUGAUGCAAGUAUUCCUUUGCCUGCUAACUCCCCUCGAACUAAAACCUCAAAAGAUCCAUACGACCUUCGUAAAGACCAUUUGUCACCUCCUAUCAGUGCCCGUGGUUUGAGUGACAGUGACGUAUCAGAGUUAGAUUAUGACGACAGUAUUGGUGUUAUCUCCGGUACUGGUCAUAUAGCUCGGGAGGGUAACAGUGUCAGCUCUAUCCCCUCCUCUUGUAGCCCUACUAAUACAAACGAUGUAUAUGUGGAGGACAGGCAUCGUUCUUCUAGACGCGAUCAUGAAGAAUCGCCCGUUUCGAGAAGGCGAAGUGGGACAGUUGUAGGAAGAGAAGAAUUGCCAGCCAGAAGACGACAUGCAAGCGUCAGUGAUUCCCUGGAACCGCAAGACAAGACGGCCACAAAAUCAGGUCGUGCGGUGCCAAGAGAUGGAACUCGUCUUAGAUCUCGUUCACCAACUCACCAUAGAGUGCCAGAAGUGGCGUCAAGGUCACUCUCUCCACCAGAAUUAAGAUCAACUAUUGCUAGCAGUGGUCGAGGUAUAGGAGGAUUAUCAUCACGUUCUGCAGGCGGAACUCCUACCAGUACCCCAUCACCUAAAAAACGCCAACUACCAGCCAUCCCGCUAGAAGCGCAGAUGGCUAGUAGAGAUCGAGUUACACAAGAUCUAGAAGAAAGAGCCCGAAUAAUGAAGAUGAAAAUGAAGAUGGGACGAGGGGGAUCAGGUGUUUCCCAAUCAGACAGUGAGUCGUAUUAUAGGUCACAUGACACUUCAGAUUACCUCGACAGACAGCUACGCGCCAAGACUCGAGAGAGAUCUGAAAGAAGUUUAGAAAAAGCUAUGGAGCGGCGAGAAAGAGAGAGGAGUUAUGAUAGGUCACGUGAUGUUGAAAGAGGACAUCAUCAUCAUAGAAGCAGACGCAAUAAAGAAUUUAGUCCCGAUGUCUCAGAUGAUGUGGCCAGUGACGUUUCAGAGACAAGUGACAUGUCAGAAGUGUCAAAAGUCAGCACCAUUAGUGUUCGCUCUACACAGUCCGAACGACCUCGUAGAAAACUUAGUGAAUUUACCUCAAAGAUGGAGAGUCGAACCACAAUACCAAGGUCACGGAACGUGGUUAAAAGUACAAGCAACGAGCAAGGGCUAGAUCAAAAUGACGGCAGUGUGUCCGACUCUGCUAUAUCAUCCAGUAUCACUGAAGGUCGUAAGAGACGACCUAGUCUUUCCAAUAAAGUCGCCAAUUUUGUGGGUCUGAAACGCAGGAGUAGCAGUGCCAAUCAGUUAGCUGAAAAAGGCAAAAAGAAAAGUUCGUUUCAACGCAGUGAAGAAGUGGGACCUGUUGAUCUUCGUGGAGGAAUGUCUAAACAAGCUAGUAAAGAUUCAACCGAUGGCAGUAUGGGUAGCGUUAGUAGCGACUCAUCUAGCGUGUUAUGGCUUCCAACAGGAAUGCGCUUGGGAUCAGAAGGUCAGUUUGGCGAUUUUAUCGAAGGACUUGGUCCAUCUCAGUUGGUUGGCAGACAGGUACUCGGUGCUGCAUGUCUCGGAGAAAUACAGCUGGGAUUGUACGAUCGUAAAGGUCAUUUAGAGGUCGAGGUUAUUCGGGCUCGUGGAUUGUUAUCAAAACCCGGUGCACGUGUUCUACCAGCCCCAUAUGUAAAAGUGUAUUUAAUAGAAGGUAAAAAUUGUAUAGAGAAACAGAAGACUACCAUAGCUCGUCGUACUUUAGAUCCCUUGUAUCAACAACAAUUAGUCUUUAAUGAAUCGUACCAUGGUAAAAUACUACAGGUGACUGUUUGGGGUGAUUAUGGUCGAAUGGAUAAGAAGGUGUUUAUGGGUGUAAGUCAGAUUCUAUUGGAGGACUUAGAUCUAAGCAACAUUGUGAUUGGCUGGUACAAACUGUUUACUACUUCCUCAUUGGUUGGACAUCAUUCUUCCACCACUGGACUUGCUCAAUCAGCGAGAGGAUCCUCCACCUCUUUGGAUAAAUAUGGUCGCUCCUAGUGCUGUACUUGUUAAACUCCCUCUUUCUCUCAAGCGUGCUCUAUAUCUCUUUUAAACUUGUCUGCAUUCGAUCAACUUGAAUUGAUUUAUGGAAUGGCCAUAACCUUUGUCGGUGACCUUUUGAUAAUGCCUAUCAUCAUAACAAUCUUCAGCGAUUUCCAACUUUGUAAAUAUGAUUGGAUUGUGUGCUUAUCAGGAACAAAAACAGUAUGCUCGCAACCAACUUAAAAUUUGAUAUUCGUUACUGCAUGUAAAGAAAAUUCCCAAACUUUUAAAAUUCUGGUUGAGUGUUAGCUAUGUUAGAUGAUGAAAAAUUUAAAGGUUUCAAUUUCCUGGAAAAAAGUUCAUUCAAAAAAGAUGGAUAAGAAGGCCCAAUGAGUUGGAUUCCUGGGAGAAGUUGUUGGCCAUUCUAAAUUUUGGAAGUAUUGCAGAAUGUGCUUUUUCUAUACAGAUAACCGUAUAUCCGACAUCUGCUUAGAUACAGUCAUAGGUCAUGAAAAUAUUUACUGCUGAACGCACAUUUAACAAUUCUUAUAUUUACAUUUAUACAUAUAUUACAUUUACAAAUAUGGAGCCUUUUCAUUCAAGUUGCCAUGGAAACCAUCAUAACUUUAUGCAGAUGAGCAAAUUAUGAAAUGUGAUUGGUAUAAAUUGAAUUUGUUUGAUAAUGUCCAUUCUGUAUUACUCUAAUUGGAAGAUCAUUUAUAAUCUAAAUUUUGAAUUUAUUAAGAUCUUUUUUAAUAAGAAUCUGUAAUGAAUGACGAGAGCCUGUUAUCCUUAAAAUCGGAGGGAGGUUAAAGCAAUAGCCUAUUAAAGCUUUUGAAAUAGUUUAUUAGAGUUUGUGUAUAAGGAUACAGUAGUUUCAAAAGAGUGCGAUGGUUGCUUUUGGAAUUUUUUGAAAAAUAAGAAAUUUUGAUGCAACAGUAACACUCUUUUAGAAGUAUAUGAAAUAGUUGAUUAAUGUUUGUUUACAUACAAAAUUUAUUUACAAAACAUUUUAAGAAAGUACCAAAAAAAAAAAGUUUUUAUCCAGUUUUGAAAAAAAAAAAAUUACUGUGAUUUUAACAGAAUUAAUUAGGAUUAUGAAUAUUUAUUAAUUAGUUCAUUAAUAUUCAAUUCUAUUAAUUAAUAUUUAACUUUAGUCUGUAUGAUGUUAAAUCUUUAAUUGUGUGUAAGUCUACUACCAGUAUUUGUUUUUUUUAACACAUGACACUUGAUGUAUGCAUAAAUUUGCAUAAUUGAAUAUUCAUAAUUGAUUUCAUGAAUAUUAACUAGUAAGUGAUGAAUAUGUAUUAGAAAGUUUACUACUCUUACCAGGGAUCAAUUAUUGUGCCUAUUAAUAAUUUAUUCAAUGUUCCAUGGAUGUUGAUUUUUUCCUUUGAUUUUGGGGAGAAAAAUAAACAAGUUUAACUAACUUGAGAUCUCCGUGUGUUAUAAAAAAAAUGUGUCUUUUCGGUUACUAAUGGAUACGAAAGUGUAGCUGUUCCCAUGGAGAUAUACUAUUAGCAUGUUGUAUUCCCAUGGAGGAAUAAUGUGACUGUUAUACAGAAAAUGAAUUCGAGUGAUGUGAUAGGCUGAAAUGCUAAGUAUUGAGGAUGCUGCAAGAGGUCUGCAACUCUGUUAAAGUGUUGUGAUUUAUGGAAAUGUUGUUACGCGGCAAAUUGUUAUUAGAAGUUGUUGAGAGUUCUUAAGUUUGUCCGACAUAUUUGGGACUAACUAUUGUAAUGCAAUUUUAAUUGAAAGUUAUGUAGGCCGUUGUAGUUAAAUAUUGCUUAGUACUGAGUGAUUUGUUUUAGAACUUUAUUAAUUGCAUGAUUUUUUUUUAAGUGACUGCAUGAAUAGUUUGUUGAAAAUUAAAAUAAGGUUUGUUUAGCCAAGAUUCAGUCUACUUCUAGAUAAAACAAACCUCAAAGACUGACAAUCUGGUAGCUGAGUAUACAAGUUAUUUUAAAUAUUUCUGUUUAUCUGGAAAUAAGGACUUUUUGGAAUACAGUAUAUCACAAUUUCUUCAGAACUCGAGUAGUGUUUGCAUUACUAUAGUUUCAAUUAAAUAAUAUUAAAAAUUAAAUUGUUUAGUUCAGUUCCAGGUAAAAAAGUAAAUUUCUUUGAGAUCGCUAAAGAGGAACCAUUUUACUACAUUGUAUCUUCAACAUUGAAGUUCAUGUAAAGAUUUUUAUGUGUUUGCCAUGACUGGUGCAUAUGGUUUGUUACUUGGAGUGUAUUUCAAAGACAAUUUUAUUAAAUAGUUUUAAUUUUUAUUUCCAUUUCCAUUACAAUGAUCAACAUGAAAAUAAAUAGUAUAUGUGUAGCAUGAUGUGGUUUUAUGUUGGAAUUCAUUCACUGAUCACCGAUUGUCUAAAGGAAUUCAGUUCUUAUUGAUGAUUGGCUAACAGAAAUAGGUAUUUAGUAUUGAUUGGCUAACUGAAAUAGGUUUUUGUUGUUGAUUGGAUGAUAAAAUUUUAAUACGUAGAUGUGUGGUUGAUAUUUAAUAUGUAUAGUAACUAUUAUUAUUAAUUAAUAUUAUUAUAAUUAUUAUUAUUAUUAUUACUAUUAUUAAUAUUAUUCAAUAAGAAAGAUUUCUAUGCAAAAACUUUAAAUACAUUUGAAUUAACAUUAUAAUAUAUAAGUUUGAAUGUAGCUUUUUUUCACAGAUUUUUUUGUUCGUUUCUGAAACCAGUUUGUGAUAUUUAAAGUAGUCUCGUGUUUUUAGAUUGUUUUGCUUGUAUGUGCAUGCACGGUUGUAAAAUGGCAACUGCGUGACUUUAGAGCAAUGCCUGUGCAAACCGACAUUGUAGGUCGGGUUGCCUUUUUUUCACGAUUUAAAUCUGUUUGUGUGAAGUUAAAAUUUUGAUUCGUAUAUGAAAUGAAUUGUUGAAUAUUAAUAUAUAUAAUAUAUAAAUAUAUAUUAACGUUGACUACAAAGAAGAAUUAUUGAUAGUAGACAACUUUUUUAGACAUUUUUUUUUGUGUUACUUAAAAGGCGUAUGUACCUGUUUUUUUAUUUAACAACAACAAAAAAGCGUGAACUAAUCAUUGCCAACAAGUGCAAAUAUGUCAUGCGUUUUUUUGUUUGUUUUUGUUUUGUUUUUAUUAUUAUUAUUACUGGUAAUAUAUAUAUAUAUAUAUAUAUAUAUAGAUAUAUAUAAAUAUAAAGGCCAAUAUGGCUAAUAUGUACAUACAACAUUCACAUAAUUUACUUAAAGAGGUUGUACGUAAAUAAUAAAUGGUCAGUCUAAUUAUUAAUUAUGGAUAAGCCUUUGUGAUCAUUGAUAAUAAGCUGUGAUCCAUUUUUCGUAGGAAUUAUACUUAAGUACUAAAUUUCAAACUGAGAAAACCAAUUAGACAUGCAUUCAUCUGUUUUUGUUGAAAUUAUACUUUACUGCCGCAGGUAGGGUAAUAAUUUCUUUACUCAGAUGCAAUAAAUUAUUAAUUGAUGAACACAAUUGAAAUUGAAAUUGAAUCUGAAAUCUGAUGUCUAAAUUUUAAUUAGAAACAAAGGUAGCAAAAAAUGGCUCAUUGGGGUAGUAAUUAAUUUAUUUAUGAAUUCUACCAAAAAUUGGAUUCUGGAUAAAAAGUAGUUGAAAGGACAUGAUUUUCAUUACAAUGUAUUUAAUCAUUUUAAGAAAUUUUUAAAGGCGUUUUAAUAUAGAAAGACUUAAUAAGGGCAUAUAUGGUAAAUUAUUUAAAAAGUUACAUGUAAUCAAUGAGCUAGUUUACUGAUUUACAUCCCAUAGAAUUUCAAUUAAUACAUAUGUAUAUCAUAUGAAAGUUUGAUUGGAAAUUAUUAGAUUAUAAAUGUUAUUAAUAUACCAUUUAUAGUUUUUUAGUAAAUAAUUAUUAAUCCAUGGCUUAAUGACAGUUACAAUAUUGGCUUGAAAUCAAUAAUUAUCAAGUAUUAUGAUUUAACCAUUGGAAAACAUCAAAUUUGAAUGAAUAUUAAACAAUACAUCAUAUGUUUCAUGAAGAUUAUUAAACUAUAGGUUAUGAUUGGUUACUCCAAGCUAUAUGUUUUUAUUUGAUUGAUUCUUUGAUAAAGUGUAGGUUUUGAUUGACGAUUAUUAAACUAUUCAGUUUGAUUAUUAAACUAUUUGGUUUGAUUGAUCAUUGAACUCUAGGUUUUGAUUGAUUUUUUAAUAACAUUAAAUAUUGAUUUGUUGAUUAUUAAACCAUGGGAAUGUUUGAUUUUUUUUUAAAACAAUAGAUGUUCAAUUGACUAUUAAGCCAUAGAUACAUAAUUGAUAAUGAAGCUUUUGGGUUUCAUUCCUUAUUAAACCAUAGCUUUUUGAUUGGUACUAUUCAACCAUAGCUUUUUAAUUGAUAUUAAUUAUAAUUAAACUUCAGGUUUUAAUUAAGAAUUAUUUAGGUUUUUAUUAAUUAAUGAUAAUUAUUAUACGCCAUAUACAACUUUCAUUUUUCAUUCUGUACAUUUUUGAAUAGCACUGUUUUCAUAGCCAUCUGACUAAUUCAGUUUUUAGUCGGUAUUAUUGUACAUUGUGCACUAUUAAAUUUCUUGUACAUUGA
Patella vulgata (common limpet) is the source of this 9885-nucleotide messenger RNA. RefSeq names its product regulating synaptic membrane exocytosis protein 1. Lineage: Eukaryota; Metazoa; Mollusca; Gastropoda; Patellidae. The coding region runs from base 334 to 5364 and encodes 1676 amino acids. Gene Ontology annotation, cellular component: presynaptic membrane; cytoskeleton of presynaptic active zone. Gene Ontology annotation, molecular function: small GTPase binding; transmembrane transporter binding. The transcript is spliced from 24 exons. The record is from RefSeq and is a predicted model, not a curated record. Gene Ontology annotation, biological process: regulation of membrane potential; positive regulation of synaptic transmission; intracellular protein transport.